Caenorhabditis bovis is the source of this 1497-nucleotide messenger RNA. The record is from the annotation of a GenBank genome assembly. NCBI's taxonomy places the organism in Eukaryota, Metazoa, Nematoda, Chromadorea, Rhabditida, Rhabditidae.
AUGUUGAUUCUCAUCAUUAUCACUAUUGUCAUCGCGUGGCUUCUCGCGGACCAUUAUAAGCGGCGUCGUCGACUUCCGCCGGGUCCCAUCUCGAUUCCGCUUAUCGGAAACCUACAUCAGAUCGCCUAUUACACGUGGAAGACGGGCGGUGUUGUCGAAAUGAUGGACGCGUUUCGAAAGAAGUACGGCAACGUGUUCACACUGUGGCUCGGGCCGGUGCCCGCAGUGAAUCUCGCCGACUACGAAUCGGCGCACGAGGCGAUGGUGAAGCACGGCCACAAGUACGCCGACAAGUAUCUAUCGCCGUUGUUCGCCUACACGAGAAACAAUCGCGGUGUCCUAAUGACGAACGGCGAGGCGUGGAGCGUUCAGCGGCGAUUCGCCCUUCAGACGCUUCGAAGCAUGGGAAUGGGCAAGGAUGUGAUGGAGGCGAGGAUCAUCGACGAGCUUGACGAUCGAUUCGCCGAUAUCGAUGAGAUGGCUGUCGAUGGGAUCACGACGAUCAAAGCGAACGAGCUGUUCGACGUCACCGUCGGCAGCAUCAUCAACGGCGUGCUGAGCGGCGAGCGAUUCGGCAAGCGGCCCGAAGCGUUCUGGGAGCUGAAAGCGCACCUCGAGGCGAAUCAGAAGCGACUCACACCGUUCCAGAUGAUGAUGCCCCUCUGGGCCAUGAAGCUCCUCUACAAAAAUGAAAUCGACCUUCUUGCGAAAAAUCGGCAGCGGGUGAUCGACUACGUCGGACGUGAUGCCGUCAAGCGAAUCGAAGAGGUGCGCGCCGGACGGCGUGUCAUCAACAAGGCCAACGCCGACGACUUCAUCGACGCCUACAUUCUGAGAAUGUUGGAGGAGGAAGAAGAGGGCACGAGCAAUCAUUUCAAUGUCGAUGAGCUCAAGGCGGUUCUGCUGGAUUUAUGGAUUGCCGGUCAGGAGACGACGGCGACGACACUCUGCUCCGGCGUGCUUCACCUCUUACACCAUCCCGAGGAAAUGCGCAAGAUUCGCGACGAGCUUCACGUCGUCACCGACUCGUCGACGCGCCGUCUCUCGUUGAAGGAUCGCGUGCGAACGCCGUAUCUGAACGCGACGCUCGCCGAGAUCCAACGGCACGCCUCGAUAUUGUCGGUGAACUUUUGGCGCGUCAACGAUGAGCCGAUCGUCAUCGCCGGCCAUCCGAUCGACGCCGGCGCCAUCGUCGCCGCCCAGUUGAGCGUUUUGCAUCGCAAUGAGACGGUGUUCGUCGGCGAUUGCGACGCGUUUCGACCGUCGCGAUUCGUCGAUGAUGAGCAAUUGGCGAGCCGGGUUAUACCGUUCGGCAUUGGGAAACGCGCCUGUCUCGGCGAAGGCCUGGCGAGAGCCGAAUUGUAUUUGAUUCUCGGCAAUCUGCUUCUCCGCUACGAGUUGCGUCCGCACGGCGAGUUGCCGAAAAUCGAAAAUGUGAUGAAGUUGAGCAUCCUCAAAAAACCGCCGAAAUAUGAUCUGGAAUUUGUGAAAUUGUGA